Messenger RNA from Aspergillus saccharolyticus JOP 1030-1, 2244 nucleotides. RefSeq lists its product as uncharacterized. Bases 220 to 2133 code for a protein of 637 amino acids. Lineage: Eukaryota; Fungi; Ascomycota; Eurotiomycetes; Eurotiales; Aspergillaceae. The transcript has 2 exons. The record is from RefSeq and is a predicted model, not a curated record.
CGCUUGUUGACACGAGGUUGCGAUACCGUUGCCAGGCGGGAGAAUAUAUCUAGACGAGUCAUCGCCAAUUGCUUCUCCGGAAGAGGUUUGAGGGGCCCUUUUCGAUACUUUGCUACGAAGGAAUCGUUACUACUUGGAUUUGCCAGCAUCAUCGGUGGUUAUCAGGGUGCACCGUCUAUUCGAGUGGAUCGGAGGUCUACUAAUCUCCGAAUCAUCACCAUGAGCUCUUUUCAGCUCUUCCCCGCGUCUCCAGAGAACGGGACCUCAAACAACCCUUUCCUCAAAGGGAAGAGAAGGCAAGCGGGACAGCGACCAAGAGAAGAUCUCAUCCCUCUGAAGACAUUCGACAAGGGCCCCGUGGCCCAAGGGGUGCUCUUUCGUGUGGAUCAGAACGCUGACAGCGUUCAAUCACCCCCACCAGCGCACAUUGCUCUCCCAGCGCGCUCCUCACCGGCCAGGACAUCCCAAGAGCACGAUGUUCGCACUGCUGCCCAGGUCAAGGCUAUUCCACCAACAAACAAGAGCGCAGAAUGGGCUGGAUCUUCUCCGGCUGGCUCAAAACGCAGCAAGGAAGGGUCCACGCCCACCUCCGAAGCGACUCCGUCAAAGUCCGCUUCGCCCGCGCCCAUGAGAUCCAUGUUUCCGCGGUAUGAUCCGCAACUGCCACUGAACCAGCAAGCAUACUAUCCACAACUGUCCGCUCAUACGCCUCGGAACUACUCACGGCCCAGCCACAUCCACCUGUCCCCGGCCCCGGAGAUCGACCAGGCACUCGGACCGAAGACCGUGCCGGCUAGUGUGUUGAACUUUCCUUUGGGGGUGCUGGAUGCCCCGGAGAUGCGCUACUCUUCUGCGGAGGAUUUGGUAAGUCUAUGGGAGGCGGCGAACGGCCAGAGACCGCAGAACAUGCCGGAGACAUUCUAUCUACGUCUACAACGGAGCGGACCAUCGACAUUCUCACUCGGAGACUCGAUCGCACCGUUCUACGCAAUGCAGAUCGAGCCCAAUGACGGGAUCUCUCUGACUCGGAACAACCCGACCAAACCCCGUAACAGGGUUCCCAUCAUGACGUUCAAAGUGGAGGACCGGUCCCGACGCGAACUGCGCGGGGACAAUCUGGUAUCUCUUCUCCUACCGCGACUGGCCGCAGUGCUCGCCCUCGAUCAGGUGGCCGAGAUGGCCAAGGAGCACCAACUGGCCCACCAGGACGCCAUCGAACUCGAGGCGGAUGCCCUCAAGCGGGUCGCCGACCUGGAAUCCUGCAAGCUGUUCUGGGACUCCGCCAAGCGCAACUACGAGCUUCACCACCCGGCGCUCUGCAAGCAGCCCCCCGCGCUGGUCGGCACGGCAGGCAUCCCGCUGUCGCCGGUGCGGUCCAAGUACUCGGGGAGUCUCUACCUCACCGUGUCCAGCGCCUCCGCCGACUCACGCUCCAGCCAACCGCCCAUCAUCCUGGUGACCACGCCCGUGUCGGCCAACGCGAUCGAGUCGGCCACGGCGGCGGCCACACCGCGGACGUCCACGCUGCCACUAACAGACUCGGACGAGCCGCUGGCGGCGCUGGAUCUGGGGACAAUGACGCUGUCACUUUCCGCCACCGCGAUCAUCAACACGGUGCCCUCGCUGUAUGCGAUCGAUUCCGUGGUCGCGGCGAUGCUGGCCGUCGCCGUGUCGGAUGAGUCGACGGGGCCGAUCCUGGAGGCGUUGGUGUUGUACGGCACAGAGAGGUCGGUCACGCCGUGGGGGAUGACGCAGCUUGGUCCUGGCGGUGUCCGCGCGGCGGCGGAGCGGGAAGCGGCACAGCAGGGCACGCAGCUGUGGUCGAGCGUGCAGUCCGUGCAGCAGCAGCAGUCCCCCAGGGCAAAACGAUGGUACCGGUUCUGGGGAGGGGGCAAAACGCCCAAACCCAAAAACCGCAAGAUCGUGGUGGAGGAAUUCGACAUGGAGAGGUACGGGCGCUACGGGCGGGGCUCCUCGCGCGAGGGCCAGAAGCUGCCGGGGAUCACGCGGGGGGUUUUGAGGGUGGUGUUUUUCGGAUUGGAUGUGAUUGUGCAGGUGUUGACGAUGAUGGUGAAGGUGUUUGCGUGGGUUUUGGUGAAUGCGACGCGAUGUGUGACUAGUGAGAAGUUUUGAUUUCCCCCCCGUGGAUGAUCCCGGUUGGAUGUUUGAGACGGCUUGAUUAUGAUUCCCCGGUUGAUGUUUAACUUAAUGUCCGAUUGACCAAUUUCCAAAUGACUAACAAGC